CUCAAAAUGAGUGAUAGUUUAUGUCACAUCACAUGAACAACUUCCAACGACCCCUUAAAUGUAGACCUACGAGAAAUGCAACAGAAAAAAAAGACAAAUGUCGUCCUCUUCCCCGCGGCCACGAGACUACCCUCGCUCGCACUCGAAAGCUCCGUCUCUCUUCUCUUUCUCUGCUCGGCCGAUCUGCCCUUCCCUCCCUUUACUCUCUUCUCUUCCCUCCUGCCUUCCCGGAAUUUCAACCCCAAACCCUCCCCUAAAACCUCGAGAUUCAGAGUUCGAUAAAGCUUGAGCUUAGAGAGAACAGAGAAGAGGAGAAUCAAGAUCGACAGGGAUAGCAGGGCACGCUCAAGUUCAGCCAGGUAAUCGUGGAGCUGCUUGCAUUCCUCGAUCUGGAUUCUGUCUGAAUAUUGUUGCUAGCUAUUGGCUUUUUGGAGUUCUAGUGUGUAGGUUUUAAGAUAUGUAGAAAAGGUGUGUGUUGGUUGCUUCGCUUUCUAGGCAUCGGUUGAGGAUUUCCUUCUUAAGCAAAUUAGGAAAAGACGUUCACUUUUUUUUUUCUUCCAUCUGUUGCAUCCAUCAGUGAUUCCUGAAUGUUUUUUUCUUUCUUUCUAAUUGUUGUGUUUGUACACAGAGUGAUUUGGUUAUCUGCAAUGGGGGGUGGCAUAGAAAUAGACUCAGCAACGAAUUCAAGAAGCAUUCGUAUGGACUGGAGCCAGUGGCAAUUGCUUGAUUCCAUUCUCCCUACUGGUGGGUUUGCUCAUUCUUUCGGAUUGGAAGCAGCCAUUCAAGCCCGUAUAGUCUCCACUCCCGACGAACUUCGAACCCACCUGAUUCAUCUUUUGGAGAACACUGCCAGCCUGCUUCUUCCGUUCAUUCACUCUGCCACCACAAAUCCAAGUGCAGAUAACUUGCGGAAGCUGGACGCACUGCUGGAUGCGACUCUAAGCAAUGAGGUUAGCAGGAAGGCAUCUACUUCACAAGGAUCCGCAUUGAUGAGAGUGGCUGCAUCAGUUUUCACAGAAAUCCCAUCUCUCAAAACCACCAGAGAUGCAUGUCUUACUUCGAACUUUCACUUCCACCAUGCUCCUGUGUUUGGCCUCAUUUGUGGACUUCUAGGGAUGGAUCCCGAGACUUCUCAAAGGGGUUACUUGUUUAUCACACUGAGAGAUUCCAUAUCUGCUGCAACCAGGUUGAAUUUAGUAGGACCACUUGGUGCGGCUGUGUUGCAACAUCAAGUUGCAGCCAUUGCUGAGACUAUACUAAAACAGUGGGCCGAUCGUCCUGUCGAGGAAGCAUGCCAGACGUCUCCUUUGCUUGAUACUUUCCAGGGAUGCCAUAGCUAUUUGUUCUCUAGAUUGUUCUGCUCUUGAUGACUGUUAAAUGACAGACCCCUCAUAGGAUCAAAGAGAUCCUGCUCUGCCAGUGUGUACCAACGAUUGGAGUCUCCUAUUUGUUCUCUUCAGCACGACGAAUGGGGAGCCUCUCGGUUUCAUAUGAAGAUCGAAGAUAUUAUUCUUCAUAUAUUUCCCUCUGUAAUACAAAGUUUAGAAAUGAGAUAGGGGAGAAGGCGAAUAUCCAUUAUUUGGAUGCAUGUUCGAUGAGAAGCCAGUGACGUAACACAUUUACAUUGUGUCUCGUUAUCUUACUGGUAAUGGAUGAGUGUAUAAGAGAAUUAUGAAUGUAGUGGAAUUAUUUUCACUUGCUUUUACUUAUUGCAACAAGCUAGAGUCUCCUUCCUCAAAUUGGCUAGCAUCCUUUUUAACCAGAUUCUGACGCCAUGUGAAAAUUGUAGGAAUGAUUGGUUUAUAAAAGAGGUUUACCUUC
Linum trigynum is the source of this 1821-nucleotide messenger RNA. NCBI's taxonomy places the organism in Eukaryota, Viridiplantae, Streptophyta, Magnoliopsida, Malpighiales, Linaceae. The record is from the annotation of a GenBank genome assembly.